CCGCACACAUCCUGUGUAAACCCCUCGGUGCCGACACCCAGCCGGAUCUGAUCUGCUGACGUGUCGGCUCCUGCCUGCAGCUCCACAGCGCUCCUAUACGCUCCAGCAGCAAAAGUCGAGCCAGUCCAACGAGAACCCGCCAGCAUGGCAGCAAAACGCUUUUAUCGACAGGGCUUGUUGUUGCUUUUAUUUAAUUUUAUUUCAACCGCGGCCUUGGAAAAAAGGUUCUCCGACUUUAAAAGAUGCGCCGACCAGGAGUGCAGCAUGCUUCUCUGUCGGGGAAAAGCUAUCAGAGAUUUCUCUGGGCCGGACUGUCGUUUCCUGAAGGUCAAAAAAUCAGAAACUAUCUACGUUUACUACAAACUGUCAGGCAGAAGGACGGACGUAUGGGCCGGAAGUGUUGGAAGUAACUUUGGCUAUUUUCCAAACGACCUUCUUGCAGUUAACCACCUUUACACUGACAAAGAAAUUGAAGUACCAUCAGAGGAAACAGAUUUUGUUUGUUUCGACACUGGAUUUGAUAAGUUUGACAAUUACGACAUAGAUUUCCUGUUAGGCUCGACCCUUGUGGAGAAUGAUGGCGAAAAUAACUUAACAUCCGAGCACAUUCGAUCGUCUGAGGGUGAGCAGGAAGAAACGGAGCCAUCAGCAGACGAGCCGACUGACAGUGAAAAUCAAACUGAGCAUCAUGAUAACUCCGAUGAUCAAAGUGCCUCUUUCCUUGAACUUGAGGUGGCAACUGAAUCUCCAUCUCCAGAAGAAGUGCAGUCUGCAGCAGCAGCAGCAGCUACACUUGGUGCUACUGAAAGAGCUGAAGGAGAAAACGCAGGAGUUUCCAUUACUGAAAAUGGGUCAGAAGGGAGUGAAACCAAAGAAACAACCACAAACUCUCAGGUAGAAUCUGUGCCCGAAGGAGAUUUCGCGUUCGAAAACGAACCAGUCACGAUUUCUGAAAGCGUGCAAAUCCCAAAGUUAAAAACAACCCUGGGAACGACGUUUGACGCCGUCGUAACCGAAGAAGAAAUCACCAAGAAUGUCACUCCGUACAAAGAGGAGGAGGGUGAAAACGUGGAGAAUGUUCAAAAAGAAGAGUUGGCUGUUAUUGCAGAAACGCCAUUGCUGUCUUUUUCUGAAGACACCGCAAACGCUCCAGCACCUCCUCCCCCUACUGCUGGGGACAAACCAGAGGCUGCAGAGGAGACCAACGUGUGGACCUCCAUUGGAGAUGCUGUUUUUUCAGUCGUCUCCGGGGGAGAGAGGACAGAAAAGGGGUCGAGUUCAGAGGAGGAGGACGACGACGAGGAGGACGAGGUGGAAGCAGCUGCUUCAACAACCCCUCAGAUCUUUGAGGAAGAAAGUAAAGCCGUAGAGCAAAAGCAAGUACCGAUAGAAUCGUCAAAAGAGCCUGAGAAGAUGGAGCCGGCCUUGUUUGAUCACAACGACGAGAGCGACGUCGGAGUGAUCGGACCUGAAGACGAUGCGAUAGAGCGUCACGUAGAAGCAACUACUAUAUCAGCGGCUCCGGUGUCACAAGAGGCUCAAAACACUGAUGUUAAAACAACAGAUGAACCCAUUGAGCACGACGCAAAAGAAGUGGAGGAGGAAAUGGAGGAAGUGUCCAGCGAGUCGGAGGUUAAUGAUGAUAAUGACGGUAGCGUUGUGAUGGAGCCUGGGGAGGAUUUGGACAAUAAAUCGGACAAAAUCAAAACGGAGACAAAUUUAGAAAUAGCUAGAACGGAAACGGAGGAAGAUCGACUCGCCGAGGAGAGCAAGUCAGAGAAUCUAGUUGUGGAAGAUGAUGCAAAGACGGUAGAUGACCACCUACCGAUUCGUAUAAGUGACCACUUGGUGACCGAUGUAGAGAGUAAUAAUAACGGUCAGCCAGAAUUAUCUGUGGAGGGACCGGAGAUUCUCGAGGAACACAUUACGGACGAGGGGAAAGGCGAAGAGGAGGAGGAGGAGGAGGAGCUACAGAAAGAGGAGGAGAAAGAAGAUUUACUUGAAGACGAAAAUGCACUUUCUCUCUCGCAAUCUGACCACGACGACUCCGAAGCCUCACCUGAAACGGCUCCGCCCGCUGGGACGACGCCAGAGCCGGAGUACAGCGACAGCGUGAUGAGACUGACUCUGCUCCGAGACCACUUCACAGAGGAGAGCAUGGCGAAGCUCCAAAGGCUUCUGGGCCUCAGUAAUCUCUUCAGAGUGGAGGCCAUGUUCUCCGACCUGGACACGGAGUUUCAGGCUUCCCGCCGCUCAGACGCGGGUGACAUUGAAAGUGCGCUCGACAUCAUCCUGGAGGCCUCGGAACCCGCCAUCAUGGACGAGAUCGAGAAGAUGCUGGACAGCCGGAGCUCGAAACUGAAUAUUGACCAACAUGCAGAAAGUGCAGAAAGAGGCGGCCCGGACGAGGAGACUCAACUGCUGGACGGCUUCCAGGAGUUCGCAUUCGGCCUCCGACAGAAGUAUUCUGCAGCCAACGACCGCGCGCCUUUGGUAGACAAAGCCUCAGAAACACACCACGACGAACCCACAAUGCAAGUAAAAGAAGACACGCCGCACACUGUUGAAGAAGACGACGACAAGGUUGACCGUGUCCCCGAAGCGGAGAGCGACGACAACGUCACAGUAACAGACGGUGAGGAAAUACCGGCGGAGACUGAAGGAGACCAGGCGGUUUUGGACGAGGCACGAAGUGGACCGGAUGUCGGUGCGGAGGUGGAGGAGGACGGCGGACACUUUAGUGAAAACAUAGACGAUCAGCCGAGCUUCAGUGCUUCAGAUGAGGUGCACGAGGUCCCUCAAGCAAACCCGGAAAAUCCCAUAUACGUGGCCCAUGGUGUCGAGGUCGAGCCCUCGCCCUCAGGUUCUUUGGACUCCAUGGAGCUGGUGUCUGAAAUUCACGAUGACGAAAUUGGAUUAUUUUCAACUGCAGUGGUUUUCAUGGGCUGCAUCUUUUCGAUGAUCAGGAGCAAAAUGGCAGAGUGGACCAUUGAGGUGAUCUCCUUGCUGCCAGAGGAGUGGAAGCCAGGCGAGACCCUGUUCGGUUGUCCUUGGCAAUCCGUGCUCGUCACUGCUCUGAUUGGAGUCGUGACCUUCACCCUCUUCUUCUGGAGGACCGUGUUAGCGGUAAAGAAGAGAGAAUAUCUCGUGGAUGAAAAAAGGCUAGCAGAGCAAAUCGCGGCCCUCAAAAAGGAGAAAAUCGACGCUCUUGCCAAAAUGUCUGAACUUCAGAAACAGACUGAACAAAUGAAAGAAAAUCAAAAACAGUCCACGGAAACAGUUAGUUGUACAAUGAAGAGGAUGCGAGACCUGGAGAGUAAAGUUUUGGAGGCCAAAACCCUGAAUGAACAGAUUGCUGAGGAAAAAAACAAUUACUCAAAACUCCUCAAAGACGAGAGGGCGAACUCUCUGCGAAAUAGCAGCAGGAUUGAGAAAUUGGAGAAGUCAAACGAGAAGCUUCAGCUCGGCAGGAAAAAGAUCCAAGAGGCUCUCGCCAAGACGGCCGUUCUCCUGGACGAGGCAAAGAUCCGCGAAGAUGCCCGAAAAGUCCAGCAAAAAAGUCUCGAGAAAGAUUAUUCAGCACUAAAAGAAGAAAAUAAAACGCUUAAGGCCGCCACGAAGAGCUGGGAGGACAAACACAAGGAGCUGAGCGAGCAGAUUAAAGUCUUUAAAAAGUCCCAGAAAGAGCUGGAGGACUCGGUGGUGCUCAAAGAUCACAACGUGGAGGUGCUGUCUGAACUUCUGGCUGACCUGGACGCUUGUGAUCUGCAAAAAAGUGACGUCAAAGUUUUAGCCAAUGGCGAAGUAGCUCCUGACAAGAGAUCCGCCAUAAAGAACCGGAUCAAACAAAUGAUGGAUGUAUCUCGGGUCCAGACCACUCUCACCGUGGUGGAGGAGGAGCGCGAUCGCUUCAUGACCAAACUGCUGACCGAAGAGAAGACCAGGAAGUCCCUGGAAGAGCAACACAAGGAGCUGGAGCACGCGAUCGCAGCCCUGAAGAGCGACAAGAGCCACGUCGAAAACCAGCUGAAGAUCCUGCAGCAGAAAAACGAGAUUAUGGUUGAAAUGUAUCAGCAAAAGGAAAACGCUUUGCAACAGAGAUUAACGAAGGAAGAGCUGGAGCGACGCAGCAAGGAGAGUCAGCUGUCUGAGGUGGGAGGAAAAGCUGUGGAGGCCGAGGAGCAGGUCAAAGUGUUAAGGCAACGCAUUAACGAAAUGGAGGGGCAGAUGAAGAAGACGGAGGAAGUCUAUAAAGAGCAGAUAAAAGAACAGGAAAACAAAACUCACUCAAACUGGGUUAAUGCUCGUAAUGCAGAGCGAGCUCUGAACCAAGAGAAGCUUGAGGCGUCAAAGCUCCGCGAAAAACUGGCUGUACUUACCUCCCAGCUCAAUGAGCGCCGCGCUCCCCUCUUCAGACCAAACUCCGGACAGCCUGCAGGCCCCCGCCAAGGUGACUCGUACGGGCCCUCUCCCGUCAGUGGGGGUGCCCCAUCCCCUCCGAUAAUGAUAGAGGGUCCCAGGCGCCCCCCUUCUGCCCCGGUGGGGCGAAGAAUUGACCCGUAUGGUCCGCGACCUCCAUCCGACCCACACGGCCGUUAUCUUGAGAGCAAACACAUCCCUGGCAUGGACAUGAUGGGCCCCCGAAGCUCGUCCCCUGCCAACAUGGAUGUAUCGGCAGUAGAGCCACAGAUAAACGCAGAGACACAGGCCGAGGCCCCCACAGACAGUCCAGAGCCAGGACCUGGAUCCUUCCUUGCGUCUCCGAUCAGGGACUCGCCGGGCCCCAUGGGCCAAGGACCCCCCCUCGGCCCCGGACCCCAUGAGCCGUUCCUCCCUCCUGGCCCGCACGGCCGCCUGCCCCCUCCUGGACCUUACAGACCCCGGCCGGGCCUCUACCCCCUCCCACCAGGUCCUCACGGUCCUCUUCCUCCAAACGUAGCUCCUCGUCUCGGGCCUCCGCUGCCACCUAAUGGACACCCAGGCAUGCCGCAGCCUGGACCAAUGGGAGGGCAGUAUGGACCUCGCCCCGCCAACGGACACGCAUUCCACCCCAGGCCGGCCCCCACACAUGUCCUCGACCCUCGGGGUCCGUCACCGCCACACUUCCGUCCCCCGAUGCCUCACCACUUCGGGCCGAUGCCUCUGCAACAUGGCGUCCGCGGACCUAUGGGACCCCGUCCACCCGUCCCCCAUGACAUCCGCUACCCAGGACCACGUGACCACAACAGCCCGCCGAUGAACCUGCCUCCAGGCGUCCCUCCCCAGGCCCACGGGGAGGCAUACGGUCACGGCCCACCCGACGCCCUCCAGAACUCGCACGGCGGCCCCAGACAGGACCCGCAUGUGAAGCAGGAGGCCCCUCAGGACUCGGCGAUGGUCAAGCCUUAAAGAUGUCACCGGCUAUGGCAGAGGACUUGAAUUUACCCCCCCCCCCCCGAUCCAGCCCAUCUACCACCCAGAACAAAGGUCAUGAUUAUUUUCAUAUUUCAGUAUGAAUAAAAAUUGCAAAGAUCUUUAUACAAAAAAAAAAUCCAUGAAUUAAAGCAUCAAUAAUCAAUGUGUAAAGAGGGUUCCCACUUUUCUAAACCGCUUAUUGUGCAAUAAUAAUUGAAUGAGUAUUUUCGUUUUUUUGUUGAUCUUUUUAAAAAGUUUAUAGCAAUUAUUUUCAAGGGACAAUUUUUAAAAUGUCAUUUCCUGUGGAAAUUAUUUUUAAAAAAGGUUUAGCUUCAAGCAUUUCAGGAAUUCAUAAUUUCCCAAAGCACAUGUGUAAUUUGAUGGCCAGAUGUAUAACUUAUUUUACUAUGUUGGUAGAACUUUUAAUAAUAAAGAAUGUAAAAGCUG
Messenger RNA from Gasterosteus aculeatus aculeatus (three-spined stickleback), 5841 nucleotides. RefSeq names its product MIA SH3 domain ER export factor 3 (gene mia3). NCBI's taxonomy places the organism in Eukaryota, Metazoa, Chordata, Actinopteri, Perciformes, Gasterosteidae. Gene Ontology annotation, biological process: endoplasmic reticulum to Golgi vesicle-mediated transport; vesicle cargo loading; protein secretion. Gene Ontology annotation, molecular function: protein binding. Gene Ontology annotation, cellular component: endoplasmic reticulum membrane; endoplasmic reticulum exit site. The record is from RefSeq and is a predicted model, not a curated record.